Pedinophyceae sp. YPF-701 is the source of this 726-nucleotide messenger RNA. NCBI's taxonomy places the organism in Eukaryota, Viridiplantae, Chlorophyta, Pedinophyceae. The record is from the annotation of a GenBank genome assembly.
AUGGCGGGCACCGGCGUCGCGGCGGCCGUGGAGCGUGGGUCACGCCCAAUAGACAUGUCGGAGGAGCUGCCGUGGUGCUCGCAGUUCUGGCUACAGCGCAACCCGCUCACGCGGUCCACCGUCCUCGACUACAUGUACGGCUCGCCGUUUUACGACAAGCGGGCCAAGGACAGGCAGAUUCUACCCGCGCAGCUCAGAUCUGCUGGCCUCGGGUUCGAUUACCGCGUCAAGUCUAGCACCGGCGCGGGAGAUUUUUUCCUCAUUGCGCGCGUGGCCGUGGACCCUGAGACCGGCGAGGACGGCGAGGAGCAGGCCCUGUAUUCGGUGCUCCAUGGGUUCGUGUCACAGGUUCCGUCCCUGGCCCGCAUCCUCACGUCGCGCCUCCGCCUGGCCCAGGACUACCUCGCGGACGGCCUGAACCUCGCGGAGGAGGCGAUGCGGGCGAUGGAGACGCGCACGCACGACAAGAAGUCGCGCGCGGAGGUGCGUGCCGCCGUCGGCGACGGGGCGUCCCGCCGGCUCGCGGAGCGCGCCCUGCACCAUUUGUCGCGGCAGUGGGCGGAGGCUGUCCCGCGGAAGGUCGAGGAGGCGGCGCAGCGCGCGCGCGGCCCCGCGCAGCCGUCCCAGGCGGAGGCGAAGCCGGUGAUUGUUGGGGAGGGGUCGCGGAGGAGGCCGCGGGAGGAGCAGGAUGGGGACACGCCGGACGCGAAACGUCAGAGAUCGUGA